Messenger RNA from Sclerotinia sclerotiorum 1980 UF-70, 234 nucleotides. RefSeq lists its product with no specific name. The transcript is spliced from 4 exons. Bases 1 to 234 code for a protein of 77 amino acids. NCBI's taxonomy places the organism in Eukaryota, Fungi, Ascomycota, Leotiomycetes, Helotiales, Sclerotiniaceae. The record is from RefSeq and is a predicted model, not a curated record.
AUGCACGGCAAACGUCAAAUCAGAAGACGCAAAACACUUAUUCGGUCAAGCCCAAAGCAGAAACCCCUCACUUGGGAAAUUAUGGUGAGGGCUUUGGCGAAGGGUUUUGAAGGAGUGACAAUAUCCUCUGGUGUAUGUGUAUUGGAUUGGGAAUGGCGUGGUGAGGGGAUUGAUUUCGUGGAAAUUGGAGAUAAAGGAGGCAUUGAUGUUGAAAGGAGGCUCGGAGGAGAAUGA